AUGACUGCUAAAGAAUCAGCAUCAAUCGCUUUACGUGUUUUAGAAACUAUCUUUGCCAUUGUUGUAUUAGGUUUAGGAGCUGGAUUUUUAUCAAAUAUUGAUGAUAAUUAUGCAAGAGUUUCAUUAUCAGUUGGUACUUCAAGUUUAUCAUCAAUUUAUUUAUUAUAUGUUGAGUUAUGGGUUCCUGUUGUUUUCAGUGGUAAUUCACCUUCUGUUGUUUUAUUAAUUUGUGAAGUUGGGUUUUCAGUAUUAUAUUUAACUUCAUGGGCUGUUUUAGCGGCUAUUGUUCCAAGUAAUUGUACAGCUUUUGUUGAUGAAAUUGAUGCUUCAAAUGGUAAUGCAAAUUGUCAUAUUAUUCCAGCUUUAAUUACAUUUAAUAUUUUAGAUUUCUUGUUUUUUACAACUACAAUGAUUUUAUUUUUAGGUUAUUGUUAUAUUCCAGAAGUUGUUGAUCAAGGUUUCUUACACUCUUUUAGAUUUUCCCCUUUUGUUUGGGGUUGUAUCUUUUCUGAACCAGAUGGAAGACGUGGUAUAUUUGGAAAACAUCGUCAUACUGUUGCAACUAUUCAAACUAAUCCGCAGCAACCACAACAACAACCAGCACCUACUACUCAAAAUCAAGAAGAAAUUUUACCUGUUGAUGAAGAAGCUCAAAUUGGUGAUGAUGAAGAUGAACAAAAAUUUGUUGAUUCGGAAGAACCAGAACCUGUUAAUGAUAAAUAG
Molecule: messenger RNA, 723 nt
Organism: Insectozyma verbasci
Lineage: Eukaryota; Fungi; Ascomycota; Pichiomycetes; Serinales; Debaryomycetaceae
Source: the annotation of a GenBank genome assembly